UGCGAAAUGAAAUGUAUGAAAUGACGCAGACGUGAAUAAGUGCAAUAUAACAGCUUAUUUCUCUCUCCUGUCGAAGAACGCAGAUUUCUUUCCAUUGCCCUCUGUGUGCUCUUUCGAGCAACAAAAACCAAAACCAAAACAAAAUAAAAACCCCCAGCAUCUUAAAACCGGAGAGGAAAACAAAACAAAAAAGUAGGGCCGGAUUUGGACCUGGCGUACCUUGGCUUAGAUUUUGGCGUGUAUAAUGACUUAAGCCAAAUUCUGUACCCUAUAUAUAAUACGCACGCACACGCUCGCGGAUGGCACACUUUUUGUUGCGUGUUCGGUUGAACUAGAUGGGUAGGGAAGCAUUGUAGGUUGUGUCAUUGUGAAUUGUGAUAGUGAUAGUACAGUGGUGCUGUGUGAAAGAUUUCGUGGACGUAUGGAAGAGCAAGGAGGAUUAAAUACAUCAAAAUGGGUCGAAAACGCAAGGCCAUCAACCCGGAGGAUGCCCUCAAGAGUAACCUUCCGCCGUGUCGCGUGUGCGAAGCGCCAGGCGCAGGGUUCCACUACGGUGCCAAUACGUGCGAAGCGUGCAAGGGCUUCUUCCACCGCAGUCUUCGACUGCACAGUGGCUACCGCUGUGAGGCUGGCAACAACUGCAUCAUUGAAAUUGGCAGCGGCAAACUGUGCCAGCUGUGUCGUUACAAGAAGUGCAUCUCUGUCGGGAUGGCCAAAGAAGCUAUCAAGACAGGCCGGUACACGUCGUCCAAACGAACAAAUGAUAUCCUGGAGGUGAAGAGUCUGGAGAACAAACGGAAGCUGGGCCUGGUGGACGAUGGUCUAGUGAACGGCAAUGGUUCUAGCCCUGCGCCAUCUGGUCUACCCGGACACGCUUUGACGAGCGGUGAUGGGCUGUCGCCAGAGCUCACGACGUCUUUGUCGAGUGUCACGGGCUUCACUUCUUCCAAUGGGCUCAGUCACAUGGCGAGAGUGAUCAGUCAAGCUUUGUUGAACGAACUAAGCGACACCUCGUCGAACGGUGUGGUCUCUCGUAGAUACACUCCGCUUAACGGACUGAAUCAGACUCAGUCGAGUAGUAGUGCGUUAGGUAGUGCGCCCGUGAGAAAAGUAGGUCAACAGUUGUCAACAGACCUGGACAGCCAGAGCUCUUGGGCCAGUGCAGCGGGUCACAGCACCUCGUCCGACUCGGACAAGUUCUGCAGAGACGUCAUUACCUCCUCUUCAAAUGCACUGUUCGGCCAAAACUCUGGAAUCACAGUUUCUUCCAGGCUAAUUCAGAACCCAUUUACUGUAUUCGCCAGCACAAACAACACGAAUUCUGUAAACAAAACACUCUUGAAAGGGGACUUCAGUGCAGGGAGUGUUGUUCCUUGUGCAACAUCGUCGAAUGGGAAAGAAAAUAGAGCUCAGAAUAACAACUUUCUACCUAGUAAUGGCUUACCAUUGGCUGGUUCCAACUUACCAGCUGACGUAACCCAGGUCGAUUCACAGCCAGACUUCUUACCUGUUGAUUUUGACCAGCUUGUGCUCGACGGGCCUCCUCUUGUCUCCAGCCUUCCCCAUCAGACCACAGCGCCAUCACCAAUAACCACAUUAUUAGACAUAUCCACCUCAUCGGAGUUCCAUCGCAUCGCACCGUCCCAUUCCAUCGCACCGUCCCAUUCCUCAUCAGUUACCUCCGCCAGACUGGCUGACAAUUAUUUUAAUGGAGAAAAGAACCGCGUUGCGAAAGACAAUCUGCUUUUCAUAAAUUCCACAAGUGCAGCCGAAGUCAGUCCAUCCUUCCCGUUUCAAAAAUCGCCUCUGGAUCUUGGUGUGAAUCAAAACCAGUUUGUGAACAGGACUCCUGGCCCUUUGCCUUCGGAAACAGCUGCUGCGUUAGUGCCCUCUACUUCUGAUAAGUCGAGCAGGCAGCAGGUGAAUGGAAUGACCGAUCAGCUCUCCUCUCAGAUUUCAUUGUUAAACAAUUCAUUUUCAAGGACGUCCUCUUCAGCAUCGCUUGGCCAGAAGUUGAUGGGACUGGAAGAAGUGCUCUCAACCUCAUCGAUUGUUUCCUCAGAAUCUAUGGGCGCUUCGUCACCAGACAUGCUGAUAUCACACGGGGUGGCAGGGUUGAUAUCUUCAGGGACUGAGCAAACCUCACAGAGGAAGAAACAAGGGUUGCCAGGGACGAGGUCUGUGAAACCAUCUAGCCCCACCCCUGCCUUGGAGGCGGAGCUUCUGCACGCUUUCUGUGACACUUGUGGGUGUGGCCUUAAUCACAGUAACAUUAGCCUACUGUACCAGCAGAAGGACGAGGUGAUAGCGCGGCUGGCAGAGGCCCACGAGUCAUUCAUGGACCAUUGCUUUGGCCGGAUGGACCCAGAGGAUGUGGCUGCUCAGCAAAAAGAACACUAUGAGCAGUGCAGGCUGAGACAGGAAGUCUUUGGCAAACUGACGUCUCUGAAUGACGCUGAGUACGACGAAAUCUUCACCGAAACGGGCCUGGAUGCGGAUGAUCGGCAAAAACGUAUGGAAGGCUUGAUUGAUUCCAUGGAUAAAUUCAUUAGGGGCAUGGUCAAGUUUGCGAAAAUCAUUCCCGGCUUCAACAAGUUGGAUCUCAGCGAGAAGAUCGGACUCAUAAAAUACUCCAGACAAGAGUUCUGUAUCGCCUCUGCCUCGGCGUAUUUCAACUACGACUUGCGAGUGUUCAAGGGGGCGGACGGGAAGUGGAAGUGUGAGAUGGACAUGCUGCGCGAGCUGUCGAUGGCCCCAUCCGUGCUGGAGGAUUUCUUCGAUUUCUUCCACUCCCUCCAGAUCCUGGGACUCACCAAGAAGGAGACGGUACUGCUCAAGACCAUCAUUAUUAUGGCACCAGAUCGAGACUCAGAGGUACAAAUCUCCGCCCUGGGUCGGGAGGUCUACUGGCAGCUGGUCCAGACCCUGGUGUACCUGCUCGAGAAGGGGCGCGAAAAGCCUAUGGCUCAGUUUGCUCGCAUCAUUGACUGGCUGAUGACGGCCCGCUCUAGGGAAAAGUCGGUGCGCGAGUUUUUCAAAUCCUUCAAGUUUGAGAAGUAUUCGAAGCUAGGCGAGACCCCUCUGCUCCGGGAGAUGCUGUCGGGGAUCUACUUUGACUUGAGUGAUGACGAGAGUUGACGUUUCCUCUUUUCAUUUGACUUUUGUUAAUAUCCUUGGACUGGCAACGUGAAGUCCUGAAAAACUUAAAAGUCAUGGAUAGCCCGAACAAUGGGACAGUGCAUCAAAGCAACUGACUAUCGUAGUGAAUGUUGGACAUUGCUCAUCAAUCUCAAUGACAAUGACAAUGACAAUGACAAUGACAGUGACAAUGACAAUCUUUAUUCAUCUCGC
This is a messenger RNA of Aplysia californica (California sea hare), 3351 nucleotides long. RefSeq lists its product as uncharacterized. The transcript is spliced from 8 exons. Gene Ontology annotation, biological process: cell differentiation; positive regulation of transcription by RNA polymerase II; regulation of lipid metabolic process. NCBI's taxonomy places the organism in Eukaryota, Metazoa, Mollusca, Gastropoda, Aplysiida, Aplysiidae. The coding region runs from base 454 to 3138 and encodes 894 amino acids. Gene Ontology annotation, molecular function: RNA polymerase II cis-regulatory region sequence-specific DNA binding; zinc ion binding; nuclear receptor activity. The record is from RefSeq and is a predicted model, not a curated record.